Messenger RNA from Psilocybe cubensis, 5604 nucleotides. RefSeq lists its product as uncharacterized. Lineage: Eukaryota; Fungi; Basidiomycota; Agaricomycetes; Agaricales; Agrocybaceae. Bases 1 to 5604 code for a protein of 1867 amino acids. The transcript has 9 exons. The record is from RefSeq and is a predicted model, not a curated record.
AUGUCGGCCCCGUACCAAUUUACUCCUCGGAUACCCUCAGCGCCCCACUCUACGCCUUUUUCUGCUUCUUCUCACAUGAACUCAAAAACAAGCGUUCUUCGACCUCCAGUUCAUAAUCCGUUUGACAAAUUCACUCAGCCCGAGUUUGACGCGUGGAUUGGUGGCAUCACAGGAGCAUUGAAACGCGCUCUUGGCCAAGACGACGAGGAACUAGAUUCAAACGACCAUAGCUUGAAUAAAUCUCGCAACCUCAUUCGAUCUCGACCAGAGCUUCAACACUAUAGGGACGUUGAUGAUGAUGCACUAUAUGACGAAACUAUGGACGACUCAUUUGCUGAAAUCAAAGCCAGGCGGGCCGCGGGCAAGGGCAAGGCGCGCGAUCCUCGCGAAGGACCUGGAUUAGGCAAGGGAAAUAGCAUGCAGCCUAUUGAAAUCGUGUCAUCUGACGAAGAAGAUGCCGAAGAAGCUGCAGAGGUCGAAUUGUCAGUGGCUGUCUUGGAAGACAGUGACGAGGACCAAAGUCCAGGGGAACAAGAAGAGGGAGAACAUUAUGAAGAACCUUACUCUGGAGACAUGGGACAACCAUCUUCACGAUAUCUUCAGUCAAUUGAUCAAUCUUCGAGGGCAAAUGAUGUGGCUACUGAAGAAGAGGAAUAUGUUAGCGAAGACGAGGAAUACGAGGAGGGACUUGAUCAUGAAGAAGGAGCUGAAUAUGAGGAAUUUGACGACGACGAAGAAUAUGAUAAUGAGGAAGAAUCAGAACCUCCCCGUCCCGCAAAAGCGGUAGUCGACGAAAUCAUAGAGAUAGACUCGGAUAGUGAUGGAGAGGUUGAUGAUGAAGAGUUGUCGGAAGAAGAUCAGCCUUCUUCCCUUCAUAAAACUAGAAAGAAACCCCUUGAAGACGAGGAGGAGGAGGAAGGUGAAGAGGGCUCUGGCGGAUACGACGAGUAUGAUGAAGAAGAAGAGCAAGCGCUGGAGCGAGAAGAACGACCUGGGACAUCCCAACUUUAUCUUCGUCAGCAAAUUCGACAUUCUCCGGACACCCAAUAUGAAGAUGACGAAGGCGACGACGUGGUUGAUGCUGAUGCCGAAGCCGAUGAAGAAGAAGAUGACGAGAUACAGGAAAUACAACCUCCCCAAAACGAUACUUCAUUCCCUCCAAAAUCGUUCACGAAUCCAGAUCAGGACAGACACAUCGAGCUCCCAGAUCGAUGGGAAGGUCCACGUACUUAUGCGGAAGACUAUUAUUCAGGUGGAGAUAUUCGUAUUCCUACAGGGGCUAAACUAGAUGCCCACCAUCUAGGACCGCUUGACGGAGAAACCGAAGCUAAUAUCCGUCGAGAGGCAAGCAUUGAUUCUAGCAUGGAGCAGCGAAAUGAGGAUGACACUUCUUUUCCCCCACACGAUAUCCGUCUCGAGCGCCCCGUUGACAUUGUUGAUCCCUGGGAAAGUUCUCGCAUAUAUGCUCAAGAUUUCUAUGCAGGUGGCUCAAUCCACUUACCACGAGGAACGCAUACUUCUGCCCACUAUAUGGGGCCGAUGGAUGUCGACUAUGUUGAGCAACUCAAAUCAAACACUGCGCCUAAGCAUCCUAGUGAAGAAACUCAGCCACCCAGCGAUAAUACAUCUUUCCCUGACGGAAACACAAAUGAAGACAUCCCUGUUGAAAUUCAGGACCCCUGGACCGGGCCACAGACAUACGCAGAAGAUUAUUAUUCCGGUGGGGAAGUUCGUGCGACGCCUGGUGUUCCUGUAGAUCCAGCCCUCCUUUCAGGUACACAUGGAGUAGAAGACGAUAUUGACAAUUUUUUGACGCCAGGUGCCCUUACUCCAAGUCAGGGGCCCUCAGAAGAGAACACGGAGGGUGUUUAUGACGACGAAGUGGAUGUAAGAGAGGAUAGGGAUGAAGGAACUAUUUUGCCUCCCUCGACCAAUCUGUUUGUUCCUCCAUCGCAAAGCCGUCCAAUUCCUACAGACGCAGAAGUCAUUGCUGUAGAUGAUUCAGACAAUGAAGAAGACCAUAGUUUGUCUCCUGCUAAUCAGGAACAUGCAGCUGUGGGGAGCUUUUAUAAUUUCCGGCAUUCCCCAGUUCAUGAAGGACCACACAAACAAGGUCAAGCAUGUGAGGAAGCGUCGCAUGAAUUGGAUGAACUCAACGAAGACAUUCCCAUGGCCUUGUCUAAUUCCUAUGAUAGCAAAGAGCCAGAAGCCUCUGCGUCUGACAGGAAUUUCGAAGCGGAAACAGGAGAAAGCCAAUUACAACCCUCCAAAAUUAAACCCGAUAUUUUUCAUGAACAAUCAGAUAACAAUGUUACUUUAGAAGGGCACAGGCAAUUGAACCCUCGUCCAUUGGGAGCUGAUAACGUAGAUUCAAAAAGACGUUCGCACGAAUUGAUGGCGACGGAAAGUGCCCCUCGAAUGGAGAUGACCGACUCAACCUCUAAGGACCCGCCUGCAGAAGUGGAUAGCAUUCGUCAUAAAACCCAGGUGGACUCCGAAACACCGCAAGAAAGAGAGGGCGCAGGCCAUACAGAGGCAGAGACGGACCCUUCUGGAGUCGAUGAAGUAGCCACUGAAGGCGAUUUUGGAGCCGAUUCAGAUAUUGACUCAAUGCUUCGAGCCCACGAACCUUCCACUGCUACUAUAACUGAUAUGCAGAGACAUUUAGCCACUGUCGGAAAUAUUGAGGGCAAUGAUGAAGACAUUCGCUCAACUCCUGGCCUUGAGGACAUGGGCGAUUCAUCAACCUCUGCUAUUCCAAUCACCUCCGAAUUGGAUUUUCCUGACACGCAACCUUUGGCGCAAUUUUCAGAGAUAGAGGGAGAAAGUAUACCUGUUGAUGAUCAGGUAGAAAUUGAAAGCUCUCAUGACUUUAUUCCUAGUUUAUCUUCCCGCAAAGUUUUCGAACCCCUUCAGACUGAGGGAACCGCUGAAAUGAGUAAAGAGAGCAUAUCAAGCGUUCCACUUUCGCAAGGAAACAACGCGACUCCUUUGGGUGCUGAUGUCGACGCCGAUGGCGAGGUUGACGAUGGAUAUGGUCUUGAUGACAUUGACGUUCAGUCUACGAUGAGCGAAGGAAAAUCGAUCAGCAAAGAGAUCUUCAUCGUAGAUGAAGCGAAGACGGAAGGUCGUUUGUCUGUGGAGCCUACAGAUUUCGGAAUGAACAUCGAUGUUGUCAGCAUUGCUUCUCAGGAAGAUAUAGAUGGCCACAAUGACGUUGAAGCAAAUAGCGUUGGUUCAGAAGGAACGUCACCAGUCGCCGAAGUACCAACUUUGCACGUCGAAAACACUACUGCAAUUUCUACAUCAGAAUCUGGUGUCCAGUCUAGUCAACUAUCUUCUAUCCCUACUCUCACCGACCCAAGUGUCCCCAACUCUUUGCAUCCUAAUGUCGAUUUUAGUCAACAUUCGGAAGCGACUUCGAUGACAACUCGUACAGCGAUUAACGACGAAUUUGCAUCAGACGCUAAGGUUGUCACCGCAGUUGAUGCAGACAUCCUCAACUCAACAAACCACACAAUAGCUUAUCCCAAGAACAUCUCCGUUGGUGGCCAAAAUAUCGAAUCCUCCAUUUUCACUAUUUCUCCAACACUACAACAGGAACCCGCGACAGCUCCUUCAGUGUCCAGCGAUGCCGGGGCCCCGGCAGACGAAGCAUCAAGCCCAGCGCCUUCUGAUAUUGUCAGUGAGGCAGCGACCCCUUCGUCCAUUCCCCACCGUGCUCCCUCUGUUUCAAUGAAGAUGACGUUGGCGCGAAAAGCUACUGACCCUAUUUUGAUGGCGGAUCCUUAUCCUUACUGUCUUUCUACACCAGGCCCUUCCACGUAUCACUUGAAUGAAGAUGACGGAGCAGAGGUUGCAUUCCAGUAUCCUCCGGAACCAGAAACUCUUCUCGAACAACAAAUAAAUAGGCAACUUACAAACAUUGGCCAAGAUACUAGCCUUACAUCACUGUCAUCUGCAUUUGUCACGGAAGGUUCGAUAACCAAGAGAAAGAGGACAAUCUCUCCAGAACCUUUACAGAAGUCGGGAGCCUCACCAAGACCGCAGAAAGCGAAAGGAAGGAAAGGUCCCAAGCCCGAUCGCAAAGGAAAAGGUCAUGCAAUCAAGGUGGUUAUGCCCGAACCAAACAACGAGGAAACGAUCGUCGUCAAACCCAGGCAAAGCGCCAAAAACCGUGAACCAAAUCGAGCAGCAUCUGUAGUUUCAAUCCAAGAAAGCCAAAUUAGCUCUGGUGCGAGUGCAACGUAUAAACUGCUACAGCCAAAUUCCCGCUCGUCCUCUGUAUCAUCAAUUGUUCAAGAAAGCAGAUCACUGAUUAAUCAACCUUCACCUACCGCUACUAAACCUAAUAUUUUUUAUCCAGCACCUGUCGUUAAUCUGGACACACUAUUCCAUGCUCACGGGCAAAAAAAGAAGACAUUGGCUCUUGCAGCACUUCAUUCUUCCUCUCCACGAUCUCAGCCUAAAAGGCCCCAACCAUCCCGUUUACCUUCUUCGUCAACUAUGCCUGAUGUUCAAUCUCCAACAAUCUCCACACCUACCCCAACUGCAAUUUCGCCACCUCUCCCGCCAGUCAACCUUGAUGUGCCUGCUGUGAAAUCCGAGACACCUGACACGGCAAAAACAAGCAUUUCCGUCAAGACGGAAACAUCAAGUGCGAAAGCAGAUUCACCUACAAAAACCACAACUACGCCUUUACGAUCUAAUUUUUCAACACCUGUUACUCGAUCUCAUUGUCGUUACCACAGAAUCAGUCUUCCUAGAGAAGAAGGCGGUACUCGCAUCAAUUUCCUUGUUCCUGGAUGUUCUCUCAAUGACAGGGAACUCAUGGAAGAAGAAGAGAUCGUUGAUCAUGGAGACGCUACAGUGGAUGAUAGUCGUAACAUGCUCAAAGAUAUUGAAAACCUGGGAUUUAGUUUGGAUCUCAUUGGCAUUAUCAGACAGUUGGUUGGACUAGACAUUCUUCGUGAACAAGAGGUGUUCUAUCUGCCCCAUCCUGGAGAGGUUGUGACUUGGAAAAAGCCUCUUCUGAACAAAACAGCGUCGGAAAAGGCAGCAAUGGUCAGGGCUCCCGGAGAGGGAUCUAGUCAGGCAGGGUCUCCUGGUGGUUAUUCCGGACCAGGUAUCAUUGUUCCUUUAUCGAAACGCCAUUCUGUAUCUCGUUCAUCCUUUUCUUCAACUCCUUCGCUCGACUCGAAUUAUCUCCGUCGCUCCGCGCCUUCUUCCAAAGCCGAUCACAGCGAUGAAGAGGAGCCUGCUGCCAAACGGACAAGGUCCUCUCCAGACGAAUCCAGUGAGGUUGGUGCGCCAGAGUCGCAAUCAAAGAACCGAACCUUGAAAAGCAGAAGAAGCAAAAGGGUCGACCUCAAUUAUGAACCCGCUGAAGAUGAGCCAGAGGAAUCAGAUGGAGAGAUCGUCUCUUCUAGAAAACGUCGUAAACCUGCCCGGGGAGUUAAGCGAAGCAGAGUCAGCGAAGUCCUUCCUACAGGUGUACAAGAUGAGGAACGUGAAGUGAAAAAGUUAAAAUCAGAUGCGACAAAUCCCGCUGAUACUGAAUCCCAGUCUGCCUCCGUUGAUAUACCAACAACCGAGCGUUCGUAA